Myxocyprinus asiaticus (Chinese sucker) is the source of this 4922-nucleotide messenger RNA. It is a transcript of the gene nfil3-4, whose product is annotated as nuclear factor, interleukin 3 regulated, member 4. The transcript is spliced from 2 exons. Gene Ontology annotation, cellular component: nucleus. The record is from RefSeq and is a predicted model, not a curated record. Bases 408 to 1193 code for a protein of 261 amino acids. NCBI's taxonomy places the organism in Eukaryota, Metazoa, Chordata, Actinopteri, Cypriniformes, Catostomidae. Gene Ontology annotation, biological process: circadian rhythm; regulation of DNA-templated transcription. Gene Ontology annotation, molecular function: DNA-binding transcription factor activity; DNA binding.
GGAGCAUGUGGGCAGAACUGAUCUCAUAAAGAGGUGAACAGGCAGCCUCUAACUUUUAAUCACACUUUACACCAAAGAGAAGCCACGAGAGGAGAGCGCUUAAUCAACACUCCACGGCAGGUGAGACGCUCAGGUCACACACAGACAGGAAAAAAGGGGUUGAUCUGUGGAGAGUCAGCUGGUUCCAGAAAUGAUAAGCAUCUUCAUUGAUGUCAACGCCUGGUGACCUGACGAGACUUCGGGAACUGUUAAAAGCUGUGAAGGUACAGGUUCUGGUGGCAACAUGACUGAGACAUGAACUUGGGACUCAUAUCUGACUAACUCAAGAUACCACAUUGAGAAAGACAACAGGUGCAUAUUGUGUGAAACCAACCAGAAACUUGUACAUCUCAUCUGGGCAGGUGAUAAUGGAGUCUGCUUUCUCACAAGUAAGUUGGGAACCUGAGGGAGAAGCUGAGGAAGCAUCUCUAAGGGGUUUGGGCUUGCGUCGCAAACGCGAAUUCAUCCCAGAGGAGAAGAAAGAUGCAAUCUACUGGGAAAAACGGCGCAAGAACAAUGAAGCAGCCAAACGUUCACGAGAAAAACGAAGGGUCAACGACUAUGUUCUGGAGACACGAUUGGUUUCGUUGAGUGAGGAGAAUGCUCGUCUACGAGCCGAACUGUUGGCGCUAAAGCUUCGGAAUGGUGUUCUCAGCCCUGGGGCGCCUUAUUCCUCAUCUCAAAGGGCCUUGUCUCAACUUCACCCACUGGCCCCACAACCUCUGGUCUCUUGCCCAGACAAAGACCUCUACUGGGCUAGAAGGGAAGACAGAGAAUCUUCCAAUCUGUCAAGAAACCAGCAGCCACCCAUUGGUUUGGGUACCCACCCUGGGUCAGCAUUCCUGCCUACACACCCUAUAGCCUUACGAAGAAAGUACCCAUACUUUCUAGAAUUUCCCAGCGUCCAUUCUCCUACAACUACACCUUUACUCUUACCGCCACACUUUGCCUCAGCAGCCACCCCUUGGGCAGGUAGACCCCUGCUCCAGCCAGGGAAUCAGAGGAUUUUGUCAGACGAAGAAGGUGAACAGCAGGUGCCGGCAGAUUCCACCGCUGCACUGCCCCAUAAACUCAGACUGAAGACGCUAAACUCACAGCGCAAAGACAAUGGAGCUAAAUCUGCAUCUCCGAUCCCAGUAUAUAUGUCAGAUUGAAAGAAAAAUAGGCUCUAGGGUAGAAUGACUCCGCAGUUAUGAGUCAUCCUGCUUAUUUGCCACAGUUUCCAAAUGUCAAAACUGUAAUUAUUUUGUGUGUUCAAUAGUUCCAUUAUCAAGGUGGAAAGAGGCAACUUUGAAUUGGGAUCAUGGAAGAUAGUACAUGGGAAGCUUUUUUAAUAUUUGACAUAUUCACCUCUUUUUUUUUUUAUUUUAAUGAAUUUGUCAUGGAUCCCGUAACAUCCAUGUUUUCUAAUUAGGAAAAUAACUACUAUUUGAUUGAUGAAAAGGAAUCUGAUGUCACACUGUCCUCGGGAAUUAAAUGGUUACUUCUGAUACCUCAAAGUUAUUCUGUGAAAAGACAGAAAAAGAACUGAAUAAGAGGUUGAAUCUGUACAUACUGGAACAUUUUAAAUUUGGGUAUCAUGAGUAAACCAUUAUCCAAAGCCCACUGUAUGAUGAUAGCAGUACUGGUUGUCAGUUUCUUAUCUCAGGAAUAAAUGACUGUUUAACAGCCAAAAAAAUAAGGCAUAUGUAGAUGAGAUCAAAAUGUUUAGGGUCAUUUUAGUUAUUAACACAGACAAAUCUUCAAAAGUUAUCAGUCAGUGUUGUAAAUACAAUCAAUAGAACUGCAUUUGACCCAGUGCUCAACAUGUUUAUACAGUGCCGAUACAAAGUAUGAGUAUAGCUGCUGUAAACAAGCAUUUCAUUUUUGUAAACACACAAUAUGCUUUUAAAAGAUUUGUAAUACUUAUAGAGUGCUGCCCUUUGAUGAUGCUUUAACUAUUCUGUUCAAUUUAUACCAUACAAUUUCUGAUUAACUCCAAGGCAUUUGAGCAAUUGAGUUGCCUUUUAUCUUACAUUUUCAAUAAAAAAAAGAACCAUUUUUUUUUUUUUUUUUUUUUUUUUUUUUUUGUGGGAGGGGUGUUAUCCUGCAUAAUUCUCAUUUCUGGCUCUUAAAGGGAUAGUUCUCCUAAAAAUACAAAUUCUCUCAUAAUUUACUCAUCCUCAUGUCAUCUCAGAUGUGUAUGACUUUCUUUCUUCUGCAGAACACAAACAAAGAUUUUUAGAAGAAUAUCUUAGUUCUGUAGGUCCAAACAAUGCAAGUGAAUAGUGACCAGAACUCCAAAAGCUCCAAAAAGGAGAUAACGUCAGCAUAAAAGUAAUCCAUAAGACUCCAGUGGUUAAAGGAAUAGUUCACCCAAAAAUGAAAAUUUGCUGAUCAUUUACUCACCCUCAGGCCAUCCAAGAUGUAUCUGAGUUUCUUUCUUCAUCAAAACAGAAUUUAAGACUUUUAGGAUUUCAUUUCAGGCCUCCUCCUCUAAACAAUGCAAGUGAAUGUCCUCCAUUUUUUGACGGUCCAAAAUGCAUAUUUAGGGUGCAUCAAAAUAAUCCACACGAUUCCAGUCGACAAAUAAAGUUCUUCUGAAUGCAAACGAUUGAUUAUUUUUAGAAACAAAACAAUACUUAUAUACUUUUUAACUACAAAUGUUCGCAUGAGAGGGAUGACGUAAGCUCGUUGGUAAGGUCACGCGUCACGUGGAGGAGGAGUCAGGAAGCGUCUCAUUGUUUACAAGAGAAACUACAAGAGAACCGUUCACAAACCAAAACAGUCCAAAACUAUUUCAAAACAAUAUAAAAUAAAAUAAAAAAUAAUUUCCAAAUAAUAAUAAUUAAAAAAAACUAUGUAAACAAUGACGCGCUUCCUGACUCCUCCUCCACGUGAUGCGUGACCUUACCAUCAAGCUUACGUCAUCCCUGUCAUGAGCGCACGUCACAGAGAUGUAUGGAAGCGAACAUAUAUAGUUAAAAAGUAUAUAAAGAUUGUUUUGUUUUUGGACCUUCAAAAUUCUUGCCAACAUUCACAUGCAUUGUCUGGACAUACAGAACUGAGAUAUUCUUCAAAAAGAAAAAAUCAUACACAUCUGGGAUGGCAUGAGGGUGUGUAAAUGAUAAGAACAUUUUCAUUUUUGGGUGAACUAAUCCUUUAAGUAAGCUGUGAUAGCUAUGUUAAUUAAGCAUGGCAUGGUUCAUUAAGCAUUGCAAGAGUGGCAACUCUGUCACCAGCAAAGCAACUUUACACAGCCUCCUACAUGUGUUUAAAAUAGAAACCACUCUUGCAGAAAGCAUACAGUAAAUUCACAUUUUUUGUGUCAACCCUCAGCAGUUAGGGACCAAUAUCUCUGAGGCAAGGUGUGGACUGAGUGGUCAACAAAAUCAACCACCACACCUCAAACCUUUAGCUUUUGCAGUUUUGGGGGUAAGCAAAUAUCUUCAUAUUUUUCACUUGUAUCAUUGUUUGUUUUCGCAACUUAGACACUUACACCAGCUUUGCAAAAUCUCCUUCUGAACCGUUCAUGUUGAAACAUCUCCACAUUCAGUACCUAUCAGCUGUGCUAUAGAUCUAUGACUCAUUAAAAAGAGUUAAUAAAAAUAUGUCUGACUUUGUUCAUUAUUCACAAGUGACACUUUCUUCAAAUUAUUUAAUAGCCUUAGCCACAGAUUUAUUCUAAAUGGAUGCUUUCUUUAUUUGUUCAUUUACAUUAAGGAUUGGCAACCAUGUGUCAGUGCUAACUGUAUUUUAUUAAUUUUGAACCCUGGCAUGUUAACAACUGUUGACAAACCAUUAGCUUAAAUGCUAAUUAAUGAGGAAGAUAUCUAACCCUGAUACUAUGCUUGUGUUUAAAUGUCGACUCAGUACUAUGGCCCUAGAGAAGUGGAUAGUACUUUUGAAAAAUGUUUUAAAUCAUGUACACUCGCGUGAGUUGAAACUUCCAGUGAAAUUAGCAGCCUAAUAAAACUUGUUGCAUUGCCUUAAGGCAGACAACAUGUUGAAAUCACAUGACCAGUGAAAUACUACUCACUUUAUAUAUAAUAAUAAAUUAAUUAUGGCUGACUGUGUACAGUGUAUUUGUACAAUGGUAUACGUAACAACAUGAAAAAUUAACCCUGAGUUUACACUUUUAAGACUUUCUUUUGACUGACCACAUCAUUUUAAUUAGCAUGUUGUAUUUAUUAAUGCAAAUCACUUUUGCUUAUGAGAUUUUUGUUCAUGAGUUCAGGUCCCUGAAUAUGAUAUAAAGUGUUAAAGCUGUGGUGUGUAAUUUCUAUGCCACUGGCAUCACCAAACAGGAAUAUUAAAAAUAAACACUGUUUUCAAACAGAUUCCAGAAAACUCCUUCCAACUUCCAUUGGUUGUACAAACAAAUAGUCUCACCCCAACCACACAACAUUGGGCCAAUGUUGCUGGACUUUUUUGAGAUACAGUUUUGAUGUAUAGGUCUCUGCGGAACAAUAAUGGGCGUUUUCAAACCGGGAUUGGCAUUUCUAAACUAUCCAAUAAAAGAAGGAAAUCUAAAUGUAGUAAGCAAAUUGUGUAACGUGGUUGAAAAACUCCCACUGAUUGGGAAAAGCCCAUUUUUGUUCUGUAGAGACAUCAGUCUCAUAAUUUUAACACAUUUAGGUGAAAUGUCUUAACAUUCACUAUUUUUGCAAUUCCAAUUUGUCCCGCUAGUGCUGCUGAAAUUACACACUUUAUCUAUUGUGGUUUCUUUUUGUGUUCAUAAAUGAUUAAUGCUGGCAAUAAUUACAAGAAGUAAUCCAAUCAUUUUAUUGGAUUAAUAACUGACAGCUCUACCACUGGUUAUUUUUAUACAUUUUAUAGAAAACUUUGUCAUAUUACAAUUAAGUUGUAUGAUCCUCAUCUUGAGAAUUUUUUCAUUUUUACAA